Molecule: messenger RNA, 1305 nt
Organism: Musca domestica (house fly)
Lineage: Eukaryota; Metazoa; Arthropoda; Insecta; Diptera; Muscidae
Product: protein obstructor-E
Exons: 4
Coding region: 141-851 (236 amino acids)
Cellular component (GO): extracellular region
Molecular function (GO): chitin binding
Source: RefSeq, a predicted model, not a curated record
AACGAUAGUUUCAGUCAAACCAGCGUUCAGUCCAGACGUCGUCUAUAUAAACUGAUACGCCCGACAAGUUUCUCCAGUGUUGUGUGGAUUAUUUUUAAGGACAUACACCGCCAGAAAAAAAAAAUAGAGACAAAAACAAAAUGAAGCAAUUCGUUGUGUGUACCAUUGUGGCCGCUUUGUGCGUUGCAUCUGCAAAUGCCGCUUUCGAAUGCCCCAAACCCAAUGGCCAGUUCCCCGAUGACAAGCAAUGUGAUAAAUACUAUGAAUGUGAUGAUGGCGUUGCCAAGGAAAAGUUGUGUCCCGAUGGUUUGGUCUUCGAUCCAUUGAACCGUCAAAUCAACAAAUGUGAUAUGCCAUUCAAUGUUGAUUGUGGUGAUCGUGUUGAAUUGCAAGAACCAAUUUCCUCCAAAUUCUGUCCCCGCAAGAAUGGUUUCUUUGCCCAUCCCGAUGAAACUGUCUGCAAUAUCUUCUUCAACUGUAUCGAUGGUGAUGCUUUGGAAACCAAAUGUACCGUAGGCUUGCAUUUCGAUGAAUACAGCGGUACCUGUGUCUGGCCCGAAACUGCCAAGCGUGAAAACUGUGUUGAAAAGCCAAAAAUGUCCGCCACCGGCUUCCAAUGCCCCAAGGACAAGCCAAAGACUGAUGCCCGCGGUCAAGUUAUUUCCCACCCCAGAUAUCCCCAUCCCACCGAUUGCCAGAAAUUCUAUGUCUGCUUGAACGGUGAAGAUCCCCGCGAUUUGGCCUGCCAAGCCGGUGAAGUUUACAACGAUGAAUCCGAAAUGUGCGAUGCUCCCGAAAAUGUACCCGGUUGCGAAGAUUGGUUCAAGGAUUCCGAUGAAAAGAAAGAAUAAGAAGAUUGUUCUCCCUCUCUUAUAGCAGAGCUGUAACAUCAGUUUGUUUGACUAUUUUUGUGUUAAAACAAAAUGCCCGUUUUAUCACAGAUUUAGUAGUCAUUUAGGUUAUUCCUAUAUAGUUUGUAAUGAAAUAUCCCAAAACGAUACAUAGUCCACCUUAUUGAUGUCACACGAUAUCGUACAUAUACGCCACGCACACACAAUUCAUUUAGUAAUUCGUUGAACAUAAAAAAGAGUAGAAGAAAAAGUUUAACUCUCAAGAACUAAAACUUUGACUGAUCAACUUGUGCUGUACUUAAACAAAAAUAUUUUUCAAUACUCUUUUUAAAAAACAAUUUUGUUUCUUAAUCUAUUUUUGUGUAUAGAAUGUGUAUCUUAUCAAAACUUUUUGUUGUAUAUAUUUAAGACAAAAUAAUAAACAAAAAAUAUUAUUAAACUAUUUAAAAAUAUA